AUGGUGACUACGGCGAAGACGUGUUCACACUGUGGCAACAAUGUCCAUAACGCACGUACUUGUUGUCUUAAUAAAGGAAGCGUGAAACUCUUCGGCGUUGACAUAUCAUCUCAUCCUAUUAAGUCCCCUGAGGUCACGGCGUUAAGGAAGAGUCUCAGUGUAGGGAAUCUUGAUUCUCUUCUUGCUAACGAUAAUAGUAACGGUAAUGAUGACCUAAGCUCCGCCGUUGAAGAUACCGGUUAUCAUUCUGAUGGUCAGAUUCAUUCAAAGAAAGUGAGGUCUGGUCAUGUUAAGAAAAAGGGGAAUCCAUGGACCGAAGAAGAACAUCGGAUGUUCUUGGUCGGCUUGAAGAGGCUCGGAAAAGGAGAUUGGAGAGGGAUCUCAACGUUAUACGUGACGACAAGAACACCGACACAAGUCGCGAGUCAUGCUCAAAAAUAUUUUCUUAGGUUAAAUGGUAACGACAAGAGAAAAAGACGUGCUAGUCUCUUUGACAUCUCUCUAGAAGACCAGAAGGAUAAAGAGAAGAAUUCUCCAGAUGCAUCAACAUCAUCAUCGAAGAAUCCAUCUAAACAACUAAUAACCGGAUCUCAAGAACCGGUACGAAUUCAAUCUCCAACCGAGAUAUCAAACCGGUUUCAGAAUCUAUCAAUGGGAUACAUGCCAAUCUACCAAAACGUACCAGCUUACUACAACUUUUCACCUGUUAUGUUCCAUCCAAUGUACUAUGCCAACCAUGAACCGAUUAGGUAUGUUCACCCUUCCGGUAUACCUAUACCAAGGCAUGUACCAAUUUAUGUGACUCAAACUCAUGCAAAUGAAGACUUUGAUAUGACAAAGAAAGAUUUGGAACUUGAUAUCGGUUUGCCUCCUCCUCCUCCCUCUCCUUCACAGUCUACCGGAUCAACAGACUUGACUGCCCAUGGCAUCAUUCAUGUGGAGUAA
This is a messenger RNA of Eruca vesicaria subsp. sativa (arugula), 945 nucleotides long. The record is from the annotation of a GenBank genome assembly. NCBI's taxonomy places the organism in Eukaryota, Viridiplantae, Streptophyta, Magnoliopsida, Brassicales, Brassicaceae.